GUAUUUUCGGGAUUUCUAAAUAAACUUCCUGAUUCCUAUUUUGCAGUAUCCAUUCAUCACGAUGGUGUCCUAGAAAUCUUGUUGGUCUAGACUUUCCGGCAUCUUCCAUCUCCCGAUAGCCAUGCGCAUUUCUCGAAUAUUUCGCAAAACGCAAUUAUUUUGAAUUUGUGGUGCCUUUUUGUCGCGUUGGGUAUUUUUACAAUUUUUAUCCGAUAAACAGACACGUUUGUUCUUCGAUAUGAAACUAAUUUUGUUAUUACUUUUUGUUUGGUGUACUUUGAUAUUAAAAAGUGAAAGUGUCAGACUGAAGGCAAACGAGGACUGGAGAGCCAUGGAAAGAGUCAAAAGCUUGGUGUCCAUGUGGGCUCAUAAAAUAGGAGCCAAACUUCAGCAGCUGAGCAAAAAGAUGACAAGAGAAGACGAGGUGGAAAAGAGCUUUGUAAUACUUGAAGACAAACUAGUCCAAGAAGAUGCAGCUGAUCUAAUACACGACGUCGCCUAUGAUAUUGAGACUAUGAUGAAACAAAAAGAAGAGGCAGUUCAUAAUAUUGCUGAUUACAUGGAAUUUAUUCAUUACCAUCGUAAUGAUACACCGUUAUUUGAAAACGGCACCUAUGACUUUUAUAAUGCCGACAAUUUAACUUAUACUGAUCCUACUCCUGAACUAUUGGAAGAUCUGCAUUCUAUUAUUCUUAAUAAUGAAUGCCAUUGGAAAUGUGAACAACCCAGUAAGUCAGAUCUUACAAACAACAAAUUUACAAAUCCAAAAAGAAGGCUUAAACUUUUUGCUCCAAGAGACAAUGAAGAAGGAAGAGAAUGCAACUGUAAGCAUUUACCAGAAAAAGAAAGAUCUUCACAAACCUAUGAGAGUCUGCCAUUAAAACAUGAUUCCCGGUUUGGGACUAAGGUCAACCUUGAUAUUAGUAUUGCUAAGUUAGCAUUAAAUGUAUACAAGAGAGAACAAGAUGUACUAGAAGGACUAAGAUGGUCUGAAGCAUUGGAUUUGGUGUUCAAAGAAAAUUAUAAGAAUGAUCCCACACUUACCUGGCAGUAUUUUGCUAGUCCUAAAGGAUUUAUGAGACAUUAUCCAGCUGUCCAAUGGGAAGAUGAGGACUACAAAAAAACCUAUGAUUUCCGAACACGAACUUGGUACACAGAAGCAUUUACUUCUCCAAAAGAUAUAAUCAUAUUGAUAGACAGAUCAGGAUCAAUAAUUGGAACAAGACGAGCUCUGUCCAAUCAAAUCGUAAACCAGAUAUUAGAUACUCUGAAUGACAAUGAUUUUGUUAAUAUUUAUACGUUUGCAAAUUUUACUGAGCCCCUUGUGAAAUGUUUCAAUGAUACACUGUUUCAGGCAAACGAAGAAAAUCUGAGAUUAUUAAGGCAGGCUAUUCCCGUUUAUGAAGAAAUGUUUGUAGCAAAUUUAACAAUUGGUAUUAGUAAGGCAUUUGAUAUUUUAGAAAAUUUUAGAAGAACCCAAACAAGUGCUAAUUGCAACCAGGCUAUAAUGGUAAUUCAUGAAGGGCUUGAUUAUGACUACGAUAAAGAAAUAUAUGCUAAAAGAAAUUGGAAGAAAAAUUUUCCUGUACGAAUUUUUACUUAUCAAUUAGGUCUAGAUACAACCGAUGCCAGAGAAUUAGAAUGGAUUGCAUGCUCAAAUAUGGGUUAUUGGGGCAAUAUGACAGAUAUGGGGGACAUACGUGAGAAAAUGCUGCAGUACCUAAAUGUUAUGUCCCGUCCCAUAAAUUUAAAAGCUGAUAAGAAUCGAACGUUUAUAUGGAGUUACCUUCACGUAGACCUUGCAGAUAGAAGACUGUCAAACUGGCUGUGGAAAAAAUUUGAGGGCAUACGACAAAGAGAUAUUUUCUUAGAUUACAUAAAAAGGGGUAUUUUUAGACAGAAUUUGAUGUUAACCAGCGAGAACCACAUGCUUUUAAAAGAGGAAUACACUUAUCAAACUUACCUUUCCUACCAAAGAGAUAAAGCUGCAUAUGAUUAUAUGACUACAGUUUCUUUACCAGUGUUUGCAAGGAGACCACAUGAAUAUCAACUGUUGGGAGUAGCAGGUAUAGAUGUUCCUUUAAGUUUAUUUAAACAGCUAAUCCCAUACGAAAGGUUAGGGGUGAAUGGUUACGCUUUUAUUGUUACCAAUAACGGAUAUAUUCUUACACAUCCGGAUCAUCAUACAGAGUUUCAGUAUAUUUUAAAACCUACAUUUAACCGAGUGGAUAUUCUGGAAGUAGAGAUUCUAAAUGACGAUAAAGAACCGAGAUCGUUUGGAGACUCAGUAGUUAAGUUUCGACAAAAACUAGUUAACCAGGAAAGCAGUGUCAACGUAACUCUAAAAGUCAAGUAUGCUUUAAAUGACAAUAAACGGUUGAUGUUUGCACACAGACACUAUUAUUUUGCUGCCAUUGGACCCUUUACACUCUGCGUUGUGUUGCCACAUAAAUACGGAUUUGACAUUGUUAAUAAAACUUUGUUAGAGCGCCCCAGUGUGAAAAGCAGUGCUUCUUCUUUAGCUUCAUCCUACUGGAAAGUACAUCCAGAUUGGAUAUACUGUAAAAAAUGUGUAGGUGAUACCCCAGAAGACAAAGUAAGGUCCGCAUUUAGCUUGAAUGAAAACUCAUCCCUUUUGACUUCACUUUUAUACGAUAUGGAAGCCACAAAAUGGUUUGACGAAUAUGGCGGGUCCGAUCCCGUCGAAGAACAAUUCGUCAUAGAUUAUCAAGUUCACAAAGUAUUUUUAGCCACUUAUUCAGGAUUAACUAGAUGGAGAAACUUUGAAGAUAUCAAUAAUAUUAGGGAAGAAGAUGAAGAUAGUUUUGAGAAGAGGAAUAAUAGAGCUAUAGAUGAGGAUUGGUAUCGGAGAGCUGUGGAAUUGAAUUUCGGGGACGAAAGUAUGUUUAUAUAUUCAGUUCCAUGGGAAACAUCUGGUUAUGAAAAUAAUACCAUGAUUACGAGUACCAAAGCUAUAUUUGUGGAGAAUGGCGAUCUUAAGAGUCCGGUGGCGGUUGUAGGACUUCAAUUCAAUCACAGAGAAAUGUAUGAAUGGUACAAUGAUAUUACAACUCAGUGCAAAGAAACUCGAUGUAAAAUAACCUGCAAGCACAAAGAUCUAAACUGCUAUAUCCUAGACAAUAACGCCUACAUCGUUCUAAGCGAUGAACCCGAAUAUAUAGGAAGAUAUAUCGGAGAUAUCCGACCAGAUAUUCUGUCCGAUCUCAUCGAUGAUCAAAUUUUCAUACCAACAAGAAUGUUUGAUUAUCAAGCAAUUUGCCAAAAGAUUCCUCCCAAAAAAGAACCGGAAGCUGUGCGCAUUCGGAAAAGAAAAGAGAGGAUGGCGGCAAAAAAACCUAAAGCCAGACCUGUGAAGAGUUCUGCUCCGCCUACUGUUGUAAAAAUAAUGAAUCAUUUCUUCGCUUUAAAAGAUUGGAUUGUGACUACAUUUUAUCUUCUCGUUAAUGUAGUGACAGGUCAAGAAGAUGAAAUUUAUAACAGUACUAAAGAGGAGUAUAUAAACUUUGCUAAACUAAUAAUAGAAAAAACAGUGCCAACGCCCUGCGAUCAAGAAAGAUGGUUGUUUAACUUAAAUACUAGUGCCAAAUUUCCAUUUAGUCAUUUUGUAGAAGGAACAAAAUUUCAAUGCAGUUGGCCUUACGUUAUUGAUAAAAUUCCAAACACAAAUUUACUAUUCCUAGCGACAAAUGAUGGAGAAGAAGCUUGCAAAGGCAGAUUUAGUAAUAUAUACUCCAAUGAACCAAAAGAAAUUAUUUAUAACACGUCUCUACCGUGUUAUAUAGCAACAAUGAACAAUUAUACGAGGCGAAUGUAUAUGGAUUGUCACAACAGAAAUAAGAAGGAAGACCAUCUAAAUCAAGAAAAUCGAUAUUACUGCGGACACACAUGGACUUAAAAUUGCGAUAUAAUUGUGAACUAAUUAUUUUAAAUUGUAUUUAAUCUGUUAAAAGAAGUAUAUUCUUUACUUUGUUUUUCAUACUGCUUUUAUAAUUACAAGGAUGUUAUCCGUUUACUUUUUUUACACUCAAUUUAUAUGUGCUUCCAAGAUAAUAGUUCAAAAAAAUACAAAAAUAAAUUCU
Molecule: messenger RNA, 4100 nt
Organism: Diabrotica balteata
Lineage: Eukaryota; Metazoa; Arthropoda; Insecta; Coleoptera; Chrysomelidae
Source: the annotation of a GenBank genome assembly